AUGGAAGAAAACAAAAUGAACGUGACUGAAUUCAUUCUAAUGGGGCUGACACAGAAUUCUAAGAUGCAGAAAAUUCUAUUUUUUGUGUUACUUAUCACCUACAUUGUCACUGUCACAGAAAACCUGCUCAUUGUCACUACUAUAAUCUGCAGCCGGACUCUGGACUCCCCAAUGUAUUUUUUCCUGGCAUUCUUAUCUCUGAUAGAUGCGUGCUAUUCUUCUGCUAUAAUCCCUAAAAUGCUAACCGACCUUCUUUCUGACACAAAAGCUGUCUCAUUCAAUGUCUGCAUGACACAACUUUUCCUUGAACAUUUCUUUGGAGGUUCGGAGAUCGUCCUCCUUGUGGUCAUGGCCUAUGAUCGUUAUGUGGCCAUCUGUAGACCUCUGCACUAUGUGACCAGGAUGAACUACACUGUGCGCUGCACCCUGGUGGGGGUGUGUUGGACCGUGGGCUUUCUCCACUCCUUUGGACAGAUUCUAGUCACGUUCUGGCUCCCAUUCUGUGGCCCCAACAGGAUAGAUCAUUUCAUGUGUGACAUCUUCCCCCUGAUACAGCUUGCCUGCACUGACACUUUCCUUCUUGGUUUCUUGGUUGCUGUCAAUGGUGGGGGAAUGGCUACGAUCACCUUUGUCAUGUUGUUGCUAUCUUACGUGGUCAUCCUGUGCUCUUUGAAGACUCACAGCUCUGCAGGGAGGAAAAAGGCCCUCUCCACCUGUGGCUCCCACAUCUCAGUGGUCAUCUUGUUCUUUGUACCAUGUAUUUUCAUGUAUCUGAGACCAGUGGCCACCUUUCCCAUGGAUAAAGCAGUGACAAUAUUUUAUACUCUGGUCACUCCCAUGUUAAACUCUAUCAUCUACACAGCAAGGAAUGCAGAGGUAAAAAAUGCCAUUAGAAUGUUAUUAAACAGGAAUAGAAGUUUAGGUAGUGAAUAA
Chinchilla lanigera (long-tailed chinchilla) is the source of this 933-nucleotide messenger RNA. Its product is annotated as olfactory receptor 4C46-like. Gene Ontology annotation, molecular function: G protein-coupled receptor activity; olfactory receptor activity. The coding region runs from base 1 to 933 and encodes 310 amino acids. Gene Ontology annotation, biological process: G protein-coupled receptor signaling pathway. The record is from RefSeq and is a predicted model, not a curated record. The transcript has a single exon. Gene Ontology annotation, cellular component: membrane. NCBI's taxonomy places the organism in Eukaryota, Metazoa, Chordata, Mammalia, Rodentia, Chinchillidae.